AUGAGGGAUGUUUUAUCUAUGGAACAUUAUUCGAAAGAAGAGGAAUGUGAUAUUUGUGGGGUUAUUUUUCCGGAUUCUAGAAGACUUUAUCGUCAUUUAUUCAAUGACCAUGGGCUGAGUAAAGAGAAAAUAGAAGAGGUGAAGCAAGCAAGACGGUUCAAACAGGUAGCUAAGAAGAUUCAUACAAGUGGGAGGAACAGACCAGUAUUCGAGUGCGAAGUUUGCCAACGACCAUACCUGUCCAAGUUAGGCCUCCGUAAUCAUAAGGAGAAAGAGCACAACGAGAUUCGUAUUGUUGUUGGAAGUCCAGAUAAUGUAGUUUGUCCUGUCCAAUCGUGCAAAAUAAGAUUACCUACAUACUUCGACUUGGCAACUCAUGCAGAUGAGUUUCAUAGGAAUUUAGUAAACGAAAUGGAGGCCUUCAGGAUACAUAGAGUCUUCUUUAAUACUUUUUCCGAAUUCAAACUGUGGAAAGAGUUGAAGGAAGAGUCUACAGUUACUAGGUUUUAUACAAGGAGUACGGAAACAAAAAUACGUUAUGCGAAAAAAGUAUGGUUAAUGAAGUGUGUGCAUACUCAUCGGAAGAAGAAUCUGUUCACUUCAGAUCAUUGUCCUGCGUUUAUUAGAGUUUGUGAGAGAUACAACGGAUCUAUCGAAGCUGUGGCAUGUUUUGGACAUCUUGGUCAUGCCCAUAUCACAGGAACAGAUUCCGAUUCCUCACUAAACUCUCGGAAAAUUGACUAUGGUCUGAUGACGAAUCACUUUGUUGAUGAAAGUUCGACACUGGGUAGCCGAAAUACAGACGAUUACGGUGUUUUAGAAGAUAUCUCAGUCAUAUGA
Molecule: messenger RNA, 840 nt
Organism: Auanema sp. JU1783
Lineage: Eukaryota; Metazoa; Nematoda; Chromadorea; Rhabditida; Rhabditidae
Source: the annotation of a GenBank genome assembly